Molecule: messenger RNA, 918 nt
Organism: Papaver somniferum (opium poppy)
Lineage: Eukaryota; Viridiplantae; Streptophyta; Magnoliopsida; Ranunculales; Papaveraceae
Exons: 2
Coding region: 1-918 (305 amino acids)
Source: RefSeq, a predicted model, not a curated record
AUGUCGUUAUUACAAUGGAAGAACAGUAACGUGGUCAUGUGUAAAUUUUUCCCUGCAAGUUUGGAAGGAGAAGCAAGAAAUUGGUUUUACACCCUACCGGUGGGAUCCAUUGGAAACUAUGGAGUCUUGGUCGAAACUUUUCUCGAAACAUACAUGCAUAACAGUAUUGCCCGACCUAGGGUAAACAAACUAUUCAUUCUGGCUAGAAGAUUCAGGGAACCUUUGAGGUCUCUAACAGACAGGUGGAGGAAAUUAUAUACUGAUAUCGGGAAAGUACCAGUGGAUCAGCAAAUAUUCGGGUUUGAAAAUUCCCUCGGGAAAUUAGACCCUAUUUGGAUAGUUAUGUUUACUGAGAAGCCACAAACACUAAAAGAGAUGCGGAGGAUGCAAGAACACUACAAAGCAUUGGAGGAAAUACAGGAAAGAGCACAUCAUAGGGGAGUGCAAGAAGCUAGUAAAGCGGCGGAAGCAGUUCCCCAAGAAGUUUCGAAGCGGCCCGAGAAAAGAUCGGGUCCACAUUACAAACCCUCGGGGAAGAAGGAAUGGGUCGAAAAGGGAAAGAAGCCCCGACACAACCCAAGGACAUACACAUCCUUAAAUGCACCACUGGAGGAAAUCUUCAAGGAAGUAGAAAAAAGGAAUGACAUCAGAUACCCGAAGAUUAGACGGGUACAAUUCGAUGAGACAAAGAACCAUCCAGAAUUCUAUCAUUAUCAUCAUUUCUGGGGACACUCCACCAAUGACUGUGAAUCAUCCGAAAAGAAGUUAAAAAAGGUUACAAAAGUGAAGUUUACAAGCGUAGAAGGGCCAAAGACCAAGUGGAACUCGUUCAAACCUAGAAGACCUUACUAUCACAUUGACGAGGACGAAAAUACGAAGCCAACAAUGAAAGAAUGGAUUCCAUAUGAUGUCGUAUGA